UUGAGCUAAUCAGAUGAACACCAGUCUUGGUAAAUUCAAGUACAUUGCUAAUGAACUGCUUAUACCAAUUGCAUUUUUUUUCUUAAGCUUCUCUUCUUUUGGAAACGGAGACAUCUUACUACCUCUAGUUUGCUCACGUGGAAAUUGCUUUUUGACUCCAUAACUCUCUGGAUCUCAUUUUAUUUCAGAUAUAUAUUGUGGCAGAGGAGACCAAAACGAUACGGAAGGAGAAGCUUCAUUACCAUUUUACACAAAAGACCUCUAACCUUUUUUGGUGUUAUUUCCAAUUUUCUUCUCGGCAGAGUUUUACAAAUUAUUCACUUCCGUUAACAGUCUGCAAGAGAAAGUUGAGCUGAAUUUGGCUUUCAAAGACUUCAUAAUGAAAUGAAAGGUUAAGACUUUUUCAAAACAAGCCACUAUUAGGUGCUGAUUAGCUUAUGAUGAAAUAAGUUGAAAGACUUGAGUCCUAUUCCCUUACCAGAAAUUGACUUAAAUUGAGCUAUUUAUGCAAGGGCACCUAAAAAUCCCAGAAGCUCUCUAAUUCUGAGCAUCCAGUUUUUUCCGAGUCUGAAUUUUCCUGAAAUUGUCUCUGAUGAUUGAAAUCAAAACAAAUCUGAAAUCAAAACAAAAUCAGUAGAAGCUGAGAUGUUUCAACAGUUCUUAAAUUCUGGAUUUUGGUAUCAAAAAUGUAAAUUUAGGUCAGCCUUUGCAAACUAUAAUCUAAACUUUAUGGCCUAACCUUCCUGCGAUGUCAAGCAGGCAUGACAGUAUUGUAGAUAAAACUCUUCAUAUUUAUUACAAACGGUAUUCUGCAUAAAAUCGACCUUAAAUAAGUAAUAUUGCAGAUGCAAAAGGAAACACUGGGAAGUUAGGAUAUGCCACCGGUUUGAUUUUACAGCAUCUUAAAUGUAACAUAAAAGCCUUUUAACUUUCUGAUACCUGUGGCAGGUACUAUACAGCAGGUGUCAUGAAAGCGCGUGACAGAAAUGCAUUAGUCCUCAGCCAGGAAAAAGACUUUGAUGCUCAUAUUAGUCAAUCACACAGACUCACAGGGCACCUGAUGUGCCCAAAACUCAGGUGCUUUCCCAGAUGUGCCCUUUGCCUUCCCAAAAGUCAUGUCCAACUUUCCACCUCCAUUAAAUGAAGAGAAGACAUGCUCGACAGGAAGAAAAUUAAAUAACAGCCCUGCAACACUUUGAAGACACAGCAGGCCAAGUUUUAAAGAGGAAAUGCAUUACUUCGUGCAAAUAAAUAUUUGUCAUGGUAUUUAUUAGGCAUGGCAGCUCCAUAUAUCUGCUGCAGUUGAAGCUUUGAACGGAUGGAAAAAGUUCCUUUGUGAGCAAAAAGGGUCAUUUUCUGCAUCCACAGAGCAUAGGAACAUGCAACUUGCAAUAACUGAGCAAUUCAGCGCACCCACAAGGAAGUAGAUGACUAUCCUCCACCACAAAGUGCUGGCUUGCAAAAUAACAAUAUUUUAAUUUAAAGAGUUUUGGAGCCAUUUGGAACUGUCUACUGUAACUAUUUUACAUGGAAAACAAGUUCAGUCUGGUCUUAACUAAGGGAAAACAUAAACAUCUACUAAUAGGGAAGAAACAAAGUUUAAUUUGCCCACGGAUCAGUGAAUUCUAAAAAUGUGCAUUCAUUUUGGGUGGACUCUGCCCUUUCUCAGCAUUUAAGAUUCAUGAGUGAGGGCCAGUGGAGCUUAGAGAGGAAGACAGCCCUCACAAUUCGUAUCCACUCCUGGCUUUACUGACUGCUGCCCCAGUAAUAAACAACACAGAAACUGAAUACGUCGAUAAGUAAAUAAGGCUAUCUUAAGAGGUGACAUGAACCUUGAAGAGUAUUUUGCUAGAACUGGCUAUAAAGGUUCCCUUGAAAAACAAGAUUUAGAAACCUUAACCGAUAUAUUCCAGCACCACAUCCGUGCUGUUCCUUUCGAAAACCUCAGCAUCCAUUGUGGGGAGAAAAUUACUUUGGAGUUGGAGCAUGUUUAUAACAAAAUCGUGCGGAGGAAGCGGGGUGGCUGGUGCAUGGAAAACAACCAGCUGUUGGGCUGGGUCCUGAAAUGCCUGGGGUACGACGCCAGCUUUCUAGGAGCGUAUGUGUUCAAUCCACAUCAAAAUGCCUACGCCACCAUCAUGACCCAUCUCGUGGUAAAGGUAGUUAUUGAUGGCAAAGCCUAUAUUGUUGAUGGAGGCUUUGGUGUAUCCUAUCAGAUGUGGCAACCGAUGGAGCUUGUGUCGGGGAAAGACCAGCCCCAGGCUCCCGGUGUCUUUCGCUUCACGGAAAAAAAUGCCAUCUGGUACCUUGAGAAAAUGAGACGGAAACAAUAUAUCCCAAAUCAAAAUUUCUCUAAUUCUGAUCUUCUGGAGAAAAAAGAGUGUAGGAAAGUUUAUAUGUUCAGCCUUGAGCCACGGACAGUGGAAGAUUUCAGUUUCCAGUGCACGUACCUUCAGACAUCGCCAGAUUCCCUCUUUACAAAGAAAUCCAUCUGCACCCUCCAGACCACUGAUGGCUUUCGAGCACUAAUCGGGUGGACACUGACUGAGACCACAUACAACUACAAGGAAAAUAUGGAUCUGGUGGAAUUCGUAACUCUUGAAGAUGAAGAGGUGGAAAAAACACUCAAAGAGAAAUUUAACAUAACCCUAGAUAGAAAACUUGUCCCAAUUAAUGUCAAAGGAUUUUAUACAAUCUAGAUGACCAGGAGAACCUGCAAUAAUGCUGUCUAUGUACAUUCACUGUCUGUGCAAUCACUAAGAUUAUGGGAUUCUUUUGCAGGUGACUGAAUGAAAAAUACAUUAAUACCAGAUUAAAGUGAAUUUCACUCUGGGAAAAAUUAGGAAUUUAAGACUCUUCUGCCAGGUAGAUAGAAUUAUUUGCUGUGAGAUGACUGCAGUUCAAUUUUUGGCACAACUAUAGGAUCUGAUUUGAAUUUGGUUAUAAACUUGGGUAAUAAAUAUGUCUGGGGAAUUUUGGAGUGCCUAUAGCACAUGGAUUAUUAAUUGUGAUAUGCUGUCAACACAUUUUCUAUGGUUAUUAUAGGGAGAAAAGUAAUCUGUGAGCAUUUAGACAAUGAAGUACACAUUUAAAACUUAAUUUUUCACAAGGUCUAACCAUUUGCAGCUCAUCUCAUUUCUCUACCUUUAAUAAAAGUAAAACAAUGUCAUCUUUGAAAGGAGCAUUAGGAGGCAUAAUUCUCUGACCGUCAUCCUUAGACAAAACAUGGUACAAAAUGAAAAUUAUCAUCAUGAGCAUCCCUUUUGUCAUGGCUGCAGUAAACUGCCCUAAGUAAGUUUUGAUAUGUGCAUAUUUUCUGGUGGUGCAAAUUGUAUAUAUUGCAGCAUUACUGUGGCUGAUGGGCUCUAAAGAAAUACCUACAAGCUUUGCUGCUGAUUAAGUAAUCAUCCUAUAAAGGGGAAUGGUGCUUAAACAUCACAACUAGCUGCAGUGCUAGGGUCUGAAUAAUAGGUCCCGAAACAAAGUUGACCUCUAGGUGAACCUCACAACUAAACGUUAUCCAUUAUUAGUAUCUGUUAAUUAGUAAAAUCUGUAUUACCAUUAGCAUCAAUUAUUAGUAUCUGAUCAUUAAUGAAAUAUGUAUGCUCACUAGUUAAAGAUGUAGCUUAGAAUAUAACCAGUAGUGAGGAUGAAAUGUUGUGGGAAUGUAUUCAACUUUCCUUGUUCAGCCUUGUUCAAGGCUGAGAACCCAAGUGUUUGGCCUUGUUAGACCCUGCCUUGGUUCUCCCCCGUGAGCCUCGGCCAGGCUUUGGGUAGAAUCCAACAUGAGGAUGAAACCAGAUGUUUCCUCUCAAAGCAGAGGUGCAAAUUAUUCUGGCUUGCUGAUUUUUGGUAUGUAAGGCUGGACUUGCCUACUGCAACUCACCUACGGAUGGAUGCAGUGCGUAGGACUUCCCACUUGCAGGGAAAGUUUCUCCAAAUCCUCGCUGCAACCAGGCUCCCCAGCGACUGUGGGUCUGGAUGUUGGUAACGUAUGCAAGUGGUGAUGGAUCUUUCUUAAUCACUGUUCUCCCCAUCGUGUAGUAAUGAUUAGGUGCGUUGCCUUGCUUAACUGUGUGUAGUAAUAACUAAGUGUACUGUUCUGUAUUUUUCUUAUUGCUUAUUUUUGUAGUACUUAGUUAUAUCCUUUAAUUAUUAACAGUAA
Messenger RNA from Athene cunicularia (burrowing owl), 4165 nucleotides. Its product is annotated as arylamine N-acetyltransferase, pineal gland isozyme NAT-10. The record is from RefSeq and is a predicted model, not a curated record. Lineage: Eukaryota; Metazoa; Chordata; Aves; Strigiformes; Strigidae. Gene Ontology annotation, molecular function: acetyltransferase activity. Bases 1827 to 2699 code for a protein of 290 amino acids. The transcript has 2 exons.